AUGAACCUCGUGGGCAGCUACGCGCACCACCACCACCACCACCACCCGCACCCCGCGCACCCCAUGCUGCACGACCCCUUCUUCUUCGGCGCCGCCUCGCGCUGUCACCAGGAGCGGCCCUACUUCCAGGGCUGGCUGCUGAGCCCGGCCGACGCGGCCCCCGACUUCCCCGCCGGCGCCCCGCCGCCCGCCGCCGCCGCCGCUUUCGGCCCGGACGCCAGGGCCGCCGCGAGCCCCGGGCGGCUGGAGGCGCUGGGGGGCCGCCUGGGCCGCCGGAAAGGCGCGGGGCCCAAGAAGGAGCGGCGGCGCACGGAGAGCAUCAACAGCGCCUUCGCCGAGCUGCGCGAGUGCAUCCCCAACGUGCCCGCCGACACCAAGCUCUCCAAGAUCAAGACGCUGCGCCUGGCCACCAGCUACAUCGCCUACCUGAUGGACGUGCUCGCCAAGGACGCGCAGGCCGGCGACCCCGAGGCCUUCAAGGCCGAGCUCAAGAAGGCGGACGGUGGCCGCGAGAGCAAGCGAAAACGGGAGCUGCCACAGCACCAAGAAGCCUUCCCGGCCACGCUGGGCCCUGGUGAGAAGAGGCUCAAGGGGCGCACAGGCUGGCCUCAGCAGGUGUGGGCACUGGAGUUAAACCAGUAA
Suncus etruscus (white-toothed pygmy shrew) is the source of this 642-nucleotide messenger RNA. It is a transcript of the gene HAND1, whose product is annotated as heart and neural crest derivatives expressed 1. Gene Ontology annotation, molecular function: protein dimerization activity; RNA polymerase II transcription regulatory region sequence-specific DNA binding; DNA-binding transcription factor activity, RNA polymerase II-specific. Bases 1 to 642 code for a protein of 213 amino acids. Gene Ontology annotation, biological process: regulation of transcription by RNA polymerase II; heart development. The record is from RefSeq and is a predicted model, not a curated record. NCBI's taxonomy places the organism in Eukaryota, Metazoa, Chordata, Mammalia, Eulipotyphla, Soricidae. The transcript has 2 exons.